Molecule: messenger RNA, 2910 nt
Organism: Ctenopharyngodon idella (grass carp)
Lineage: Eukaryota; Metazoa; Chordata; Actinopteri; Cypriniformes; Xenocyprididae
Product: E3 ubiquitin/ISG15 ligase TRIM25-like
Exons: 6
Coding region: 859-2517 (552 amino acids)
Molecular function (GO): protein binding; zinc ion binding
Source: RefSeq, a predicted model, not a curated record
AUCCUUUAAAUCUUGAUUUUUAGUUGUUUUAGUUUAUUUUAAGAUUUUGUAUGCAUUUUGUUCAUAUUAACCUAUUAACUGUCGCCUUUUUGAACAUAGACAUGAAAAUCCGAAGGGAAAUUGAAAUAGAAAUUGAUGAAUUGAAGUUGAAAUUGAUGAAUGCCUCUUUUUAAAGAAGACACUCGGCAGAUUAUUGCUGAAGUGAAAGCACUGUACUAACAUUUUUUAUAUAUAGAAUUUUUUUUUUUUUUUUUUUAAUUAUUUGGACUCUGACUUGGCCAUAUGCCUAACCAAGUUGUGUUCCAAAUUGUUGAUAUCACAAAAAUUUAGAUUCCUAUUACAUUUUAUUUAGACGCUAUAAAAAUAGCUAUACCGGGUGACACUAACAAUUUGUUUUGUGAAGGGUGCACCCAUGCAGUAAAUUUUGUAAUAUGAAACAUACUCCUAGGGGAAGGAGCCCAUUUUAAAACGGUUUUCACAGGAUGUGAAAGAAUAAGUGUUUCAGCUUUCGUAUAAUAGUCUACCUAAUUUAUGACGAUUGCUAAAAUAUAUGAUAAAAAGGCAAUUAACAAAAAGUGCACCCUUUGUCCUGCUAGUGGGACACUGACAGUUAACAGGUUAAAAUCAAUAACAUGCAUUUAUAAAAUAGAUAGGGUGACUUUUUAAUGCUGACAUGUAUGUAGGCUACUUAGUCCUUUUUCUGGCUCACAGCAACUUUGUAUUUUCUCUAACUCGCCAGUUUCUGGAUGAUACUGACACCUAGUGGACAUAAUAUAUGAGUUUACAGACACGCCUGUUUUGCACACGUCUCUCAAACACAGAAACAGGAAACUUCUUUAUUGUUGUACAUGCAAUGAAAUGGCUGAAGCCAGUGUUUCAGAGGAGCAGUUCAUUUGUGCAGUGUGUCUGGAUGUACUGAAGGAUCCAGUGGCCAUUCCUUGUGGACACAAUUACUGUAUGAGCUGUAUUACAGACUGCUGGGAUCAAGAGGAUCAGAAGAGAGACUAUGGAGACCCUGUAGUCUAUAGCUGCCCUCAAUGCAGAAAGACCUUCAGUCCAAGACCUAUUUUAGCUAAAAACACCAUGCUGGCUGAAGUGGUGGAGAAACUGAAGAAAACCAAAGUCCAACAAACCAAACUCAAAGCUGCUGUUCCUGCUGCACCUGGAGAUGUGGAAUGUGACGUUUGUAUUGGAAGAAAACACAAAGCCGUCAAGUCCUGUCUGGUGUGUCUGGAAUCUUACUGUCAAACCCAUUUUGAGCGUCACGAAGAGUUUCGCUCAGGAAAACCACACAAAGUGACUGAUGCCACUGGACGACUGCAGCAGAUGAUCUGCCAUCAACAUGAUAUGCCUCGAUUGGUUUUUUGCCGUACUGACCAGCAAUCCAUCUGCAUGCUGUGUGCAAUGGAUGAACAUAAAAACCAUGACACUGUAUCAACUGCAGCAGAGAGAGCUGAGAAAGAGAAACACUUGAAGGAGACACAGAGGAAAAUCCAACAGAAAAUCCAGCAGAGACAAAAAGAUCUUCAGCAGCUGAAAGAGGCUGUGGAGUCUCAUAAGCGCUCUGCACAAACAGCAGUGAAGGACAGUGAGAGAAUCUUUACAGAACUGAUCCGCUCCAUUGAGAGAAGCUGCUUUGAGGUGACACAGCGGAUCAGAGAUCAGGAAAUGGCUGCAGUGAGUCGAGCUGAAGGACAACUGGAGCAACUGAAGCAGGAGAUUGAUGAUCUGAAGAGGAGAAACACUGAGCUGGAGCAGCUUUCACACACAGACGAUCACAUCCAUUUCCUUCAGAGUCUUCAAUCUCUCUCAGCUCCUGCUGAAUCCACAGACAACAUCUCUGUCAGUUUCCUCCUUUCUUUUGAUGGAGUGAAAGAAUCUGUCUGUCAGCUGAAACAGAAACUGGAGGAUUUUUGCAAAGAGGAGAUGAAAAAUAUAUCUGUCACACACAGUAACAUUGUUCCCAGGACCAGAGACGACUUCCUACGCUAUUCCCAUCAGCUCACUCUGGAUCCAAACACAGUGCAUCAUAACCUCUGUCUGUCUGAAGGGAACAGAGUGACGACUUUCACUUACACACUCCAGCAGUAUCCUGAUCAUCCAGACAGAUUUGAUGGAUGUUUUCAGGUGUUGUGUGGACAGAGUGUGUAUGGAUGCUGUUACUGGGAGGUUGAGUGGAGUGGGAGUCGUGGUGUGGGUAUAUCAGUGUCAUAUAAGAAGAUCAGCAGGAAGGGAAUUGAAGAUGAGUGUGAAUUUGGAUUUAAUGAUCAUUCCUGGUGUUUGUCCUGCUCUUCCUCCAGUUUCUCAUUCUGGCACAAUAACAAACAGACUGAACUCCCUGUACCCUCCAUUUCCAGUAGGAUAGGAGUAUAUGUGAAUCACAGUGCAGGAACUCUGUCCUUCUACAACGUCUCUGACUCAAUGAGCCUCAUCCACAGCGUCCAGACCACAUUCACUCAGCCUCUCUAUCCUGGGUUUGUGGUUUGUCGUCAAUCAUCAGCAAAACUGUUAAUUUAGCUAUGUAGAUUAUAGAGGGUUUAUACUUUUAAAUAAUCUUUUUGCAGGGAUUUGACAAGAUACUGUUGUUCUAAGGAGAUCACUUGAAACAGCUGUGUUAUUACACAUUCAGGACAUCUGACGCGAGAUGUUUUUGGAACAUUACGUAAAUCUGCAUUUUAAGAAGUAUUUUGUUAAUCUGAUGAUUAUCAAGAAAAUGAGAUGUACCUUAGCCAAGUUUUGAGUGUCAUAGAAAAGGGUCUUAAUACUUGUCGAUGUGAUAUGAUUUUAGCUUUGUCAUUAUGUGGUACGGAAUGUAGACUGAUGCGAAAUAAAAUGUAGAAAAUAAAUGAAGGUAUGAAUUUAAUAUAUUGACACAUGCCUACUGAAAUAAAAGAGAGUAAAGCCACCUUA